AUGCAGCCCAACGUAGAAGAACCUCGACCACUUAACGUUAAAGAUGCCCUGACGUAUUUGGAUAAAGUAAAAUCCAAGUUUAGUUCUCAACCGGAAGUGUAUACUCGUUUCCUAGAUAUAAUGAAAGAUUUCAAGGGUCAGCUAAUCGAUACGCCCGGUGUAAUUGAACGGGUCUCUACUUUAUUCCGUGGUAAACGGGAUUUGAUAUCAGGCUUCAGUACUUUUUUGCCAACAGGAUAUCAUAUUGAAUGUACAGCCGACGACGAUAACCGUAAUAUAAUAAAAGUGACAGCCCCUACAGGUACUUUUUCUAUUCUGGAAAGUGAACCGUUUGAACAGAGUAAAUCAAAUACAGCUGAGAAUGGUCAAAUGUCACAAUCACAACAGCAACACCAACCGCCCUUAGAGUUUAAUCAGGCCAUCAGUUAUGUCAAUAAAGUCAAAAAUCGUUUUUUGACGCAACCUGAUAUUUAUAAAAGAUUUCUAGAGAUAUUACAGACUUAUCAAAAGGAUCAGAGAUCCAUUCAGGAAGUCUAUGCAGAGAUUACAAUUCUGUUUGAAGGUGCCAAUGAAUUACUCGACGAAUUCAAGCACUUUCUACCAAAACCAAAUCAACAGCCAUCAAACGCACAGUAUAUACCCCCUUUGAUUGAAAAUGAAAUUCAAGUAUCCAAUGUGAGAUCCAAUCUCCCUCUUACCCAGAACCAAGAGCCCGUGCAUUCCGGUAUAAGGCCUACUUUUUCGGCUGAGGAAGCAGAAUUCUUCGAGAACGUCAAAACGUAUAUAGGGAAUAAAGCAACUUACAAUGCUUUUCUUAAAGUGCUUAACCUUUUCAGUCAACAAAUUGUUGAUCAAAAUGUUCUCGUUAACCGAGUGGAAAGCUUUAUUGGCGGCAACCUAAAGCUCUUUAAUUGGUUUAAGCGAUUAGUAGGCUACGAUGAAAUUGAUUAUCUAUCUCCUGAUACAGUUUUAUUCCCCCAUCAUUCAACAUCAACAAAUAGAAAGGAUCAGAAGAAAGAAUACGGGCCGAGCUAUCGACGUAUCAGGAAAAGUAUGAAAAACCGCAGUUGUGGAGGUCGGGAUGCAUUGUGCUGGGAUGUCCUUAACGACAGUUAUGUCUCGCAACCGACUUGUCCUUCAGAAGAUACGGGCUUUGUAGCAGCCAAAAAAAAUCAGUACGAAGAAGCUCUGCAUCGAGUAGAAGAGGAGCGGUAUGAUUACGAUUCGAAUAUUGAAGCCAACUUGAACACUAUUGCUUUAUUAGAACCUAUCGCGAAAAAGAUCAGUAUAAUGACGCCAGAGGAGAAAGCAAAUUUUAAACUCACAUCUGGAUUGGCAGAUCCGUCCCGAACAGUAUAUCAACGUAUUAUGAAGAAAAUAUACGCACACAGAGCGUUAGAGAUGAUGGAUUUACUGCAUAAUAAUCCAGCACAGGCGGUACCUAUUGUAUUAAAACGAUUAAAGCAGAAGGAUGAGGAAUGGAAAAGAGCACAACGUGAAUGGAAUAAAAUAUGGCGCGAAGUCGAGGCCAAGAAUUAUUGGAAAUCAUUGGAUUAUCAAGGCAUUUCUUUCAAAAUUAGUGAUCGCAAAGCCAUCACUACGCGAUCCUUAAUAGCACAGGCCACUUCAUCAGCAAUGUCGUUUGAACUCACAAUCUCGGAUUCAUCUAUAUUUAAAGACAUAUCAAGGUUAAUCUACUUUUAUUUGGACAAACAACCUAUUUACAACUCAGAAGACUGUGCUUCAAUGCGUAACUUCAUGGAUACCAUAAUACCUAUAUUCUUUGACGUAGUGGAUGUCGCACCUUCGACUAUCGAUAGUAUAGAAAUUCUUAUGGGUGACGAUGUUGUAGUUGAAGACGAGGAUGAAGAUGAGGAUGAUAAUGGCUCUUCUUCACAAUCCUCAGAAGAAUAUAAUACAAAACCCAACAAUAACGUGCGAAGUAAUUCGUCAACAACGAGAAGAACCAGAAGAGGUCGGCCAGCAAAUAAUAAUGAUGACGAUGGACUUCUCAAAGACGUUUUAAAACGUAACAUAAACACAAAGAAAAAGCCUUCUACUGCUAUUCUGGAAGAUGACGAUGAAAGUAGUGCAACUGAGAUUGAUGAUGGUGAUAAUGAGCAAACUCAGGCAGUAGAAAAGGAGGACGAAGAAAUGAGCGAUGCUCUACAGCGUCAGUCUUUUGAAAACAGUCAAAAAGAAGAUGAUGAAACAACAUCGAGUGAAAGCUCUUCUCAAGUUUCUGCGCAACAGGCUCCGUUUAAGCAGAAGCUCGUCAAUAAUAAUAUUAAUAGUAGCUCUAAUACCAGCAGCAAUAUUGGUAGCAGGGAGAACAGUCGGAAACCAACUCAUCUCAAAAUUAAUACUUUAGCUUCUUUGAUUGAGCAGCAACAACUACAACAACAACAGCAACGAAGUCAAUCUCAGAAAUCUAUGUCUGAUAUUGCUUCAUUCACAACGGACAAUGAUGAUGAGCAAGCCAUACACCGCUUUUUUGGCGACAACGGAUUUUAUUGUUUCUUUCGACUAUACCAAAUUUUAUAUGAGCGUCUCUACAAGAUGAAAUCAUUAGAUACCGAGUUUCGAAAUAAUCCUCGAAAAGCUGAAAAAGCACGCGUAGAAGCGCACGAUUUAGGCAUUACACCUAAGAGGUUUAAAGCCUUGCAAAUGGAUACUAAACGUGGAUACUAUAAUAUUUUGCUAUGCUUGAUCGAUAAACUAUUUGAGGGUGAUAUUGAUCAGCAAACAUUUGAGGAAUGCGUGCGCUACGUAUUUGGUGCAGAUGCGUAUAUAAUGUUCACAAUUGAUAAGUUGGUCUUAGCCAUUGUUCGUCAUAUUCACAUUAUUGUUGCUGAUAAUCAAUCACAAGAAUUAUGCGACUUAUUUUUGAAAGAAUAUGAAAAAGGGCAGAAUGACCCGAACCCUUAUUUAGAAAAGGUCAUCAGAAUUGUCAAGCCAAAUAAUAUUUAUUAUAUUACGUUUUCAACAAGUACUCGAAAGCUGCGUAUGAGAUUUCUAAAAGAUGGAACUUUGGACGGUACGGAGAUUGAUUAUGAUGAUUAUGUGAAGAAUUAUAUUGAUUGGUCCAAAGAAACAAAAGGCAUAAAUGUCGCAACGUUAACCCCACGAUUCUUAAAGAGAAAUUUGAAAUGCAAAGCGAAUCAAUCAAACAACGUCAGAGUACGUUCUGGAAUGCAAUAUAAGAUAUGCCGAGAUACCUAUCAUAUGUUUUACAUUAUCGGUACGGAGGAUGUGUUUAUUCGAUAUAAUAAUAAUGGCUUGCCGAAAGCGGUAAAAACGACAGAUGCCAAGAAUAAUGAUAGUGAUAACCGACGAAGAUUGAAUUCAAAAUGGCAAGAAUGGCUGAACCAACGCUGGCAUCGUGACCUAACGCAGGAUGAGAAAAUUACCGCUGAAAAUGUAGCAAGAGCGAGAUAUUACCCAUCCUAG
Molecule: messenger RNA, 3450 nt
Organism: Mycotypha africana
Lineage: Eukaryota; Fungi; Mucoromycota; Mucoromycetes; Mucorales; Mycotyphaceae
Exons: 8
Coding region: 1-3450 (1149 amino acids)
Biological process (GO): negative regulation of transcription by RNA polymerase II
Cellular component (GO): Sin3-type complex; chromatin
Molecular function (GO): transcription corepressor activity
Source: RefSeq, a predicted model, not a curated record